CUUGUUCACAUGAUGUUCGUCAACAAACGAUGUCGGACAGACAGUCACUGGAACUUUACAGUAAAUUUGAUGAAAAUCCUCAACUUUGUCUUGAUAAACUUCUGACAGAAGCUAGUGGUAAUGGAGACAUCGACAUGGUCAUCGAUUUGUUGCAAAAAGGAGCCGAUGGAAACGCUGCAGCAUACGUUAGGCAGCACAUCUUUUCAGGCCAGUAUUACCAGACGCCAGCUAUCGGGGCUUGUCUGUCGGGCAACGCUAAGCUGUUGAGAAUUCUGCUUGAGAAUGGAGCUGACCCCAAUGCUGGUGAUACCUACAGUGUGACACCCUUGCACUAUGCUGCACAAAAUGGCCACCGAGAUUGCCUGCGUCUUCUCAUAGAUUACGAAGCAGAUAUCAACGUAGCCACUCAAUAUUACAAUCGACCAGGAUCUAUAACAAGAAGGUUUCUAGGAGGAACAACAGCAUUGCACUUGGCAGCGAAGAAUGACCACCCGGACAUCAUUGAGGAUCUGAUACUGCAAGGCGGGGCAGACUACAAUAAGAUGAAUGAAGUGGGAAAGACAUGUCUAAAUACUGCAAGUAGCUGGGGCAAAGAGGAGUGUGUUUUGAAGCUGUUCCAAUGUGCACUUGGCAGGGAGCUUCUGUCACUGCCUGCACUUGACAACGGUAAUACACCUCUGCAUGACUGUAUAGGCUUUGGAAUGGUAAAAGCAGUUGAUGAACUGGUACUUCGGGGCUCUGACGUAAAUGCUACCAACAAUGACGGGCUCUCGCCCCUUCACAUUGCAGUCAAGAACUGCACUACCACCUGCUACGAGAUAUUAGAGUGCAUCGUUACCAAAGGAAUUAAUGUAGAUGUCAAUCAACCAGCUGCUCUGCCUCCUGGGUCACAUGGCUCUGGCAAGUGUGGAUUGAAAGCACUUCAUCUGGUGACAUUUUGCCUUAAUGAGAAUUCCUUAGCAGAUGCUGCGUUCCGACGAUGCCCUAGACAAACAGCUGCCGCUGUACUGCUGGUGCGGUACGGUGCAGACGUUAACAUCUGGUACAAUCAUAGAACACUUCUACAGCACGAGGUGCUGUGUGCCGAGACCGAAGAAGUCUUAGAAGCAAUCAUACGAACAUCAAUGUACUUUGACCUGUCAAAUUGUCAGGUAGUCGCAGGGCUAUUAUGGCCGGGACAAGCACCCCGUACAUCCUUUUGUCUCAGGAAUGUUCCUCGCAAAAUAACGGAUCAGCGGUUACAGCGACUGUCAAAAUUAAAUAGCAAACCGCGAUUACUACAACAUUGUUGCCGCUUCACUAUUAGAAAAUGCAUCGGGCCAAAGAGACUUAACAAGAUAUAUACACUUGGUAUACCAGAUACACUAAAGGACUAUCUUCUGUUGAAGUAUUAAGUGUAGAUAAAUACGCAAUAUACGUGCAAUGAGUUGUUAUUAGGGAGCUUUCUAUUGCACGAUGCGGUAGGACGUAGAACGUAAUGACAUCACUAAGAAGUCAUCUGUGCAUGCGAGAAUGUUAAGUUCUCAUGUGGAUUUUAGCCGAAUCUAUGUUGUGCAGAGAAUGUAGGACGGUCUUGCAUGGGUAAAUCCGUUCUAGCGUUGUGUCAUCACGCAAAUCAAAAGCUUGCUAUUGUGCCUGAAAGAGGUGCUAUAUAUAAUCAACAAUAAUGUGUAUAUCACUGUAGGCCCUCAACAAGUCAGUUAUCUAUAUUAUACUGCAGUUCUUUCUUGUUUUGACCAAAGAUUAUAGAACUACAAGAAUCCAACUGCCCUGAUUUUGUAUGCACGCAAUGGAACAUUAAAAAUACUGCCAGGAGAUAGGGGUUGCAAUAUCAGAAUUUAAAUCUGGUUUCGAAUAGAGUUCAAAACUCGUCUUUUAAGGACAUGCCCCUUUGUGGCAUUACUUUUUGAAAUAGGAUUACGUUCCAACAAAACUAUGCGAGUCGAACCUCUUGCAGUUAUAUACUCUUUGCUUUGACUGUCUCAAAAGUAAUUGAUUGGUUGUUUGAUCAUGCAAGUCACAGGAUUGCAUAUAUGAAGCUAUGUGGUCUCCACAGUCCGAGGAAAUUCCAAAUCAAGGGGCUGCAAAAAUAUUCCUGACACAAUCUCAUGAAUAUCUACAAUGUCAAGCCAUACCUGGGCAAAUAGGAGCCUAUAAACAGUCCAGGUCAACAAAAACAUGUACAGAUCUUUCCAGUCUAAUAUUUUGAUAUUUACUUUUAAAUUAUUGUUUAUGGUUGCCUAGCAAUACUUCAGAGAGACUUCUGGGACUAAAAAAAGAUGGCAAAUUCUUUGAAUUUACAGUAUGAUUUUGGUAUAUUGUUGCUAAGCUGCACUAAACAAGACUUUAGAAGUGAUGCUUAAUUUUUAAAAUUUCUUUCUUAUUGUUUCUCCAAAUCAUAUACUAUAUUAAAAAAUAUGUUUAUAAAAACAAACAAUUAAAAAGUUUUUAUCAAUAGUAGAAAUAAGGAUCUUGAGACUGCUUGUGGUAUCAAUGCCUAUUUAUAAACUAUAAUGCAAGUACCCUAUAGUGCAAUUAUGCACAGUAUGGAAGAUAAUAAUACUGUAUACUGCCCUAUUCUGCAACCUUUUUAACCCAUAACCCAAAUUAAAUGUCAGGCACUGAGACACAAUUCAACGAAGGCCAAAUAUCUCAUCUGAAUCUCGUGGUAAAAUGUUUGAAUGUGGUAUUAUUUAUUUUUUUAUAAAUCACGUCUGUCAAUUAUAUGCGCGUGGGAUAGAGGGUAUAAGAACCACCCACUUGAUUCUUUUGGCAAUCGAUUACAAGAUUCUAUUACCCACAAAAUCAAUUUAAAAUAAAAAAAACCCUAAAAAUGAAAAUUCUGUAUAACUUUAAAUUAUUCAUUUAACAAAACCACAUGUUUGCAAAUCUUUCAAUAAGUUAGAGAUUUAAAGAAAAGUUAUGAAUUAUUCAAAGACACAAAUUUAAUUGACGAGAAAAUAUUUUAUUGUUAUAAUCUUCAGCUAAAAGCCAAACGUAGUGAAAUGAACGAAACUAACACUUUCAAGUUGUCAUACCUGAAGUACAAAUGUUUUGAUAGUACCAAGAUGAAACUGUGCAAGUUUAAAGCAUUACUAAGUAAUGCCACACUUUAAUUGCACUUUUGUUUACUGUAAUUGGAUUUCGUUUGUCGCCGUUCAUAUUACUACGUGUAGUUUUCAUGAUCUGAAGAGAAUAUGCGACCAAUCAUACAUUUUUUGUGACCCAUUGGUUGUGUAACAGUGAUAUACUGUAUAAAAUAGUGCUUUAUAUAUUUAUCUGCAAAAUAUGAGUGUCUCAUUGUUCCUCCUCACGUGUAAAAAAAUUGUCCAACAAUAAAGUGAAAGACAACAGUACAGUAUUUUUUAAGUUUUAUUUUUAUGUCACCCUGUUGAAACCUAUCUACAAAAUUUACAAAAUGUUCAAAAUGAUAGUAAACAUAACUUUGUUGAAACAUUAAAUUAAUGUAACCUAGCCAUACUAGUAGAUUACUGUAAUUUACAACAGGCAAGUCCUAUAAGGUUGGGUUCACACAAGCAAUUUAGAAUCACUGAGGUGUUACUAGAUAGUAAUGCUUGUUCAGUGUGAACUAAGUUUAGAUCACUGACUUGCAUCACUUAUUUUAACUUGCCAGUUCUACAUCACAUUAUUUAUCAUCCAUAACUGUCAAAAAAUGUCCACAUCUUUAGUUGGCAUAUUGUUCACACAAGAUACAGUGUUACUACGCUUAGGUGUAGUAGUAUUGCUUGUUCAGUUUGAACCAAGCAUUUCUUACAUAAAUCACUGACAGUUCUACAUCAUGUCACACUUUUGUGAAGCUACAAUCAUCCGCAAUUAUCAAAAAAUGUCAACAUCCUUUAGUUAGCAUAUUAUGAUUGGCUGUCAUGCAGCCUGUAAGCCUUGUAGUAGAUAGACAUGCCUGCCAACGUUUUAAUGCACUGUGAUGUCAUAUGAACCUAGACCAUUUAAUACUUUCUGAAUUCUAAUGAAGAACAAAUGUACUUUGUUUCUCUUUGCUAUGGUUUGCUGGAUUUGAUAUUAGAAAACAAAAGUUGCUUAAUUCGCGAAAUUUAUGAACAUUGUACUUGAUCUCCAAUAACAAAAGCAGUAUCUUUACAAUUGAUUUUCAAAUUUUUGAUUGGCUCACAAUAAAUAUAAAUUCAUCCUUCUACACACAGAUAAGCUCUGCAUCCUGUUAUUAACUGCCCGGCAGCGUGGUGGUCAUGAUUAGACAAAUUUCAUGUAUACAUGUACUGUAUAUAAUUUAGAGAUACAAAUAAUCCUCCCCUAUUCACCGCAUGUAAGAUAAAGGCGGAUUUUAUAUUAAAAAAAGUACUGUACAUCAUCAAUUUCUGAAAUUACCAGAACAUGAUCAUGAUUAAAAGCUUUCUAAUGAGUGAUGUUAAUUACUACAAAUUACUGCACUCCUCAGAUGGCACGACAGCCAUUUCUAACCAACAGGUCAUAGAUGUUGAGGUCAUUUUUCCUCUGGAAACAAACAUCUAUUUAUAGAAAUUACAUUUGAGUCUUGCCAUCUCAAAAAACAGCAUCAGUCACCAAAAAAAAUAAAAUUUACUUUUUGAUAAGCUCCUUAUUCUCUAAUUUGUAAGCUUAAAAAUGAUGGGUCAUUUACUGGCAUCCACUUACCACUGCAAGUUAUGAGUAAAAGUAUUAUAGCUUCUCUGUACUAAAGUAUACAAUACUGCUAUGCUAAUUAGUUUACAGUUAGGGACAAUACUGUACUCUGCUUUUGCAAUGGCCAGCCUCAUUUAGGCUUUUGAGACUUUGGUUAAGUAUCAUGGUAAAAAUAGUAUUCAAUGUGUCUUGCUUUUACUUGCAUCCAAGCCAUUUAACUAUAGUAGUCGUUCCAUGCCAAGUGUCAUCUUGGUAGACUUUCCCCUGUAUGCAUCAGUACAAAUAUAUUUUCUAGUGCCUGAGAUGUUCAGUAUUAAGGAAAGCUAAAAUCUAAGUACACAAAUUCAAAAGGUUUUUUAGGCCCAUGGGUGAGAAUACUAAUAACAUGGAAAUAGAUUUUUCAUUCUAUUGAUUCAAUUAUAAUUGUUAACAUUAAUAAAUAUUUUUCCAGAAAAGGAUUUCAGAUAAAAUAUGAACUGCAAGGAUAUAUGCUCAAGAAAAAAAAAAAAAAAA
Anneissia japonica is the source of this 5148-nucleotide messenger RNA. Its product is annotated as ankyrin-3-like. Lineage: Eukaryota; Metazoa; Echinodermata; Crinoidea; Comatulida; Comatulidae. Gene Ontology annotation, molecular function: protein binding. The record is from RefSeq and is a predicted model, not a curated record. The coding region runs from base 30 to 1394 and encodes 454 amino acids. Gene Ontology annotation, biological process: intracellular signal transduction. The transcript is spliced from 5 exons.